Messenger RNA from Nicotiana attenuata, 642 nucleotides. RefSeq lists its product as uncharacterized. The transcript has a single exon. The coding region runs from base 1 to 642 and encodes 213 amino acids. Lineage: Eukaryota; Viridiplantae; Streptophyta; Magnoliopsida; Solanales; Solanaceae. The record is from RefSeq and is a predicted model, not a curated record.
AUGCUUUGGGAAAUUCUUGGAGAUGCUGAAACAACUAUAUGCGAACAUCCCGUUCACCGAGGUGCUCACCAGAUGCCAACCUAUGCAAAAUUCCUGAAGGAAUUCCUUUCAAGUAAAAGGAAGCUCGAGGAAAUAAAAGUUGUCAAACUCAAUGCCCACUGCAGUGCCAUUCUACAAAAUAAAAUUCCUCAAAAGUGUGGGGAUCCUGGCAGUUUCACUAUACCCUGCUCAUUGGGGAGCGAAAAUUUUGACAAAGCCUUGUGCAAUUCAGGUGCUUCCAUUAACUUGAUGCCAUUAUCGGUGUUCAAGAAAUUGGAAGGAGAACUAGGAAUGAUCAAAUAUGUGCUGGUAUCUUUGCAACUGGCUGAUCAGACCACAAUCAUACCGGAGGGCAUAAUUGAAGACAUUCUGGUGAGGGUAGAAAAAUUUGUCUUCCCAGUAUACUUCAUCGUAGUAGACAUGGAAGUGAAUAAGGAGGUACCUCUAAUCCUGGGGAGACCGUUUCUUUGCACUGGCCGGGCUAUUCUUGAUAUAUAUGAGGGGCAACUCAUGCUACGAGUGAAAAACGAAAAAGUGGUGUUUCAAAUGAAGAGAAUGAUGAAAUACUCGUAUGAUGAUGCAUCUGCCUAUGCUUGUCUCUAG